AUGGCUUGGCUCAGCCGAGAAUCCUGUCUUGGCUUGUUUGCGCGCCUCGGUCCCCUUAUCCGUCCCAUAAUCUCAUCAACCCGCCAUCAAAUCCACCAGACAAAUAUUUCCGUUCUAAUACCCGAAAAGCACCCGCUUAUCAGACCAAACCCCUGCUCCGGGGCGUUGCAUCAACGAGGGAAAACUGGGUCGCGUCCAAGCGUCCUCACUCCCCUUUCCCUUCUCCAAGAGGAGCCAAAAAAAAAAAAAAAAAAAAAAAGGACUUCCACCUCUCCUCAAUCUUAUUCUUCCCAAGAAUGCCUCGCGCUCUCAAACGUCAAUCGAGGCAACUCACACUUGGCUAGUCGGGAAGAGAAUGGCAUUAGCUGGAGAAGCAAGCGAUUCGGCCCUGGGUUCUAG
Molecule: messenger RNA, 399 nt
Organism: Colletotrichum orchidophilum
Lineage: Eukaryota; Fungi; Ascomycota; Sordariomycetes; Glomerellales; Glomerellaceae
Exons: 1
Coding region: 1-399 (132 amino acids)
Source: RefSeq, a predicted model, not a curated record